AUGGAGACACUAGACAACUGCAUCACCCUGGUGCAUAUGAUCAGUAGCGGUUCCAGAGGAAGCCGCAAGCUGUUUUGGAAGAAUGUGCGGAUGGAAUGUGAGCGGCUAUGCAGCGAGGCCUGGAAAUUAUCAAGCUGGGGAUUGCUUGCCGCUAUGCAAUCUGUGUCUAUUUACGUCCUAUUCAGAUUGGAUGAAGGCGAGACAGAGCACAAUGACUUCGAUUCAUUCUUGCUCGCAACAGUCACAGUCAUAGCCAAGCUACUUAUUAAAAAAGAUACCGCAAGCGAUUAUACUCUCGAACGGAACUGGAAGGACUGGGUCUAUGAGGAAUCAAGACGAAGAAUAGCGGUCAUCUAUCGAGUUGUCAACAUGCUGGUUUAUUUUGAUCCUGCAAAAUUGUGUAAUCUACCCUCAGAUCUGGUAUUGGCACCACUCCCGGCCAAGAAAGAUCUCUGGGAGGCGAGUGAUGAGCGAACUUGGAAUUCAGAGAGCAAGAAAGAUCCUACGGCAGGAGUUGAUUUUGGCCUGGCGAGAAACGGGGGUCUCAUUAGACUAGGAAACGCUUGCAAGGACGAGGUAUUCGUCCAUACUGCCAUUACCUCCACGAGUCCGUUGCGAACGAGUGCGAGCUGGGAGGAGUGUACCAACAAGACAAGUCCUCUACCCCAUUUGAUUGGAAGUGAUUUCAUCUUGCCUGGUCAUUGA
Penicillium antarcticum is the source of this 705-nucleotide messenger RNA. RefSeq lists its product as uncharacterized. NCBI's taxonomy places the organism in Eukaryota, Fungi, Ascomycota, Eurotiomycetes, Eurotiales, Aspergillaceae. The transcript is spliced from 4 exons. The record is from RefSeq and is a predicted model, not a curated record. Bases 1 to 705 code for a protein of 234 amino acids.